This is a messenger RNA of Arachis stenosperma, 1665 nucleotides long. Its product is annotated as ycf20-like protein. The transcript is spliced from 3 exons. The coding region runs from base 522 to 1139 and encodes 205 amino acids. Lineage: Eukaryota; Viridiplantae; Streptophyta; Magnoliopsida; Fabales; Fabaceae. The record is from RefSeq and is a predicted model, not a curated record.
CUCUAUGUCCUCCAUCUCCCCGAAUUGUGAUGAUGCAUGCCCUUCAUACACCACUCUUUUAUAUGGAUAGAGUGGCUAUCCUUCGUCACAUUUUUUUUCUAAUAUUAUCCGAAUACAAUUUUUGAUGCUUGUGAACUUUGAUUCUCAAAGAUAUUUGGGCCACCAUUUAAUAAUUUUACAAGUUUAAAUAUAAACAUAAUUUACUCUAAAAUGUAUAUGAAUAUAUGAACAUUUAUAUAUAAUUAAAAAAAAACAUUUUGAAGAACAUUAUUGUUAAGCAAAAUCUUUAAAAUAUUGAUUUCCUAAGUUUUGGAGAAGAAAAUUAAUAUUUUAUUAUUAUAUUAUUGUGUUACCCAAUCAAUGACAUUCACUGGCACAGUGGUUGCGGACUUGCGGUUGUGGACUCCGUGCACCUCACCGGCGUCAUCUUCUUCUUCCUUCUUCUCUCGAUACAAACAGGAUUAGGAAGAGACUGAGAAUUUGUGGAGCUGGUUUACAAUAUCUGUGUUCAUCUAUUAAAAAUGGCUUGCCAAAUAGGAUCUAUGUGGAGGUUAUCAAUUACAGAGAAUGGAUGCAUAGAAAAAUCGUGUAUGGCCCUCGCCAAUUCUAGAGCACACUGCUGUCGCUGCGAGCCGAGUUGUGGUAUUUUAGGUCUAAAACUUGGCCUAAAGUCAGCGCCAUUUCACCAGAGCUGUUUCCUUGGAAGAAGAGCUGGCUGGAAAAUAGCUUUUGCCUUGAACACAGGUGGAGUGCCUGGUGAUGGUGAUCAACAAGGCCUCGAUGAUUCCAGUUCCGGUUUCAGUGGUACUCGAUUGAGUAGGAUACUGAGUGCAGGUGGUAGACAACUUCUAGAAAAGCUAAACUCAGCUAGAAAGAACCUCCCCAUGAAAGUAUUCUUGCUACUUCUAGGUUUCUACACAGCAAAUGCUCUUGCUACAAUCCUUGGACAAACCGGUGAUUGGGAUGUUCUGGUUGCCGGUGUUGUGGUGGCUGCGAUCGAGGGAAUUGGUAUGCUGAUGUAUAAAAAGCCGCCUAGUGUGAGGACAGGGAGGUUUCAGUCUUUUCUUAUGAUGAUGAAUUUCUGGAAGGCUGGCAUAUGUUUGGGCCUCUUUGUGGAUGCUUUCAAGUUAGGCAGCUAAGGAUACCCAAGGCCUAUCCCCGUUGUUGUAUCAUGGCCCUUACGCAAUAUCUUCUGGUAUGAAAUUUUAUAAUUCAAUUCCCUGUGUACUGAUUGGAAACUAGGAUAGGUAAGAGAAAUUAUCGCUGAAAUGAACUGAGCAAUCUAGGAAAAGUUGGUUAAUCACAUCCUCAAUAUCAUAAUGAUCACAUUAUGUAGACUGAGCAAUCUAGGAGAAGUUGGUUAAUCACAUCCUCAAUAUCAUAAUGAUCACAUUAUGUAGUUGUACAAUUUUUGGAACUAAGUUAUCAUGUUAAUAAGGCUAAACUGUUACUAUAACUUUUCAAUGAUUAAAUGAACCCAAAUAAGAAAGCUAGUAAUUUGCAAGAUUCAGUUUGGUGAAUAAGACUUAUGAAUUAGAUGCUUUCAUUGCAUCUCUGGUUUUCUUGAAAGGAAAAUUGUAAUGUGCAGCACAAUUCAUCUUUGCUAUGAUCUUAUUAAAGUAUUAUAUAUCACAAAUUACAUAUUUAGUUAAUAAUGCCGAAAGA